UGAGUGCGGAUGGAUAAUAUCAGAUGACGUAGCAGCCUUUGGUAUAUAUAAGAUCUGCAGCCGUUGCGGUAAAAAACAUAGUACCGUCCGCCGACGACAGCAGAAGUCAUAUAGGAAGACGACAAUAGCGGUUGAAAUCUUCAAUAUCGCCACUCCUAAUCUCUGAACAUGCAGAUUUUUGUGAAGACCCUCACUGGCAAGACCAUCACCCUCGAGGUUGAGCCUAGUGACACCAUUGAGAAUGUCAAGGCUAAGAUCCAAGACAAGGAAGGCAUUCCCCCAGACCAGCAGAGGCUGAUCUUUGCCGGAAAGCAGCUGGAAGAUGGCCGCACCCUUUCAGACUACAAUAUCCAGAAGGAGUCCACCCUCCAUCUUGUCCUCCGUCUGAGGGGUGGCAUGCAGAUCUUCGUCAAGACCCUCACUGGCAAGACCAUCACCCUUGAGGUUGAGCCCAGCGACACAAUCGAGAACGUCAAGGCCAAGAUCCAGGACAAGGAAGGCAUUCCCCCAGACCAGCAGAGGCUGAUCUUUGCCGGAAAGCAGCUGGAAGAUGGCCGCACCCUUUCAGACUACAAUAUCCAGAAGGAGUCCACCCUCCAUCUUGUCCUGCGUCUGAGGGGUGGCAUGCAGAUCUUCGUCAAGACCCUCACUGGCAAGACCAUCACCCUUGAGGUUGAGCCCAGCGACACAAUCGAGAACGUCAAGGCCAAGAUCCAGGACAAGGAAGGCAUUCCCCCAGACCAGCAGAGGCUGAUCUUUGCCGGAAAGCAGCUGGAAGAUGGCCGCACCCUUUCAGACUACAAUAUCCAGAAGGAGUCCACCCUCCAUCUUGUCCUGCGUCUGAGGGGUGGCAUGCAGAUCUUCGUCAAGACCCUCACUGGCAAGACCAUCACCCUUGAGGUUGAGCCCAGCGACACAAUCGAGAACGUCAAGGCCAAGAUCCAGGACAAGGAAGGCAUUCCCCCAGAUCAGCAGAGGCUGAUCUUUGCCGGCAAGCAGCUGGAAGAUGGCCGCACCCUUUCAGACUACAAUAUCCAGAAGGAGUCCACUCUCCAUCUUGUCCUGCGUCUCAGGGGUGGCAUGCAGAUCUUCGUCAAGACCCUCACUGGCAAGACCAUCACCCUUGAGGUUGAGCCCAGCGACACAAUCGAGAACGUCAAGGCCAAGAUCCAGGACAAGGAAGGCAUUCCCCCAGACCAGCAGAGGCUGAUCUUUGCUGGCAAGCAGCUUGAAGAUGGCCGCACCCUCUCCGACUACAACAUCCAGAAGGAGUCCACCCUCCAUCUUGUCCUCCGUCUGAGGGGUGGCAUGCAGAUCUUCGUCAAGACCCUCACUGGCAAGACCAUCACCCUCGAGGUUGAGCCAAGUGACACCAUUGAGAACGUCAAGGCUAAGAUCCAGGACAAGGAAGGCAUUCCCCCAGACCAGCAGAGGCUGAUCUUUGCUGGCAAGCAGCUGGAAGAUGGCCGCACCCUCUCAGACUACAACAUCCAGAAGGAGUCCACCCUCCAUCUUGUCCUCCGUCUGAGGGGUGGCAUGCAGAUCUUCGUCAAGACCCUCACUGGCAAGACCAUCACCCUCGAGGUUGAGCCAAGUGACACCAUUGAAAAUGUCAAGGCUAAGAUCCAAGACAAGGAAGGCAUUCCCCCAGACCAGCAGAGGCUGAUCUUUGCCGGAAAGCAGCUGGAAGAUGGCCGCACCCUUUCAGACUACAACAUCCAGAAGGAGUCCACCCUCCAUCUUGUCCUGCGUCUGAGGGGUGGCCAGUAAACCAUAAUGUUCUUAACCAUAAGUAAAGUAUUGUGCAAUUUAUUUGAAAAGGCAUUUGCCAUUAUGACCAAAAGUUAGUGCACGUUGUUGGAAUAAAUGAUUAAACUAAA
Doryrhamphus excisus (bluestripe pipefish) is the source of this 1880-nucleotide messenger RNA. Its product is annotated as polyubiquitin-C. Lineage: Eukaryota; Metazoa; Chordata; Actinopteri; Syngnathiformes; Syngnathidae. Gene Ontology annotation, molecular function: protein binding. The record is from RefSeq and is a predicted model, not a curated record.